AUGAAUAAUAUCUACAAUGUUAUUAUUUUGGCCUUUGUUGAUUCAUUCAAUGUGAACGGAGUACCACAGUUGAGUCUUGAUGGUUGUCAUGGACAAGACUGUUCAGGAUUAGGUCCACAAAUUCGAUCAUGUCAAAAUAAUGGUAAAACAAUAAUGCUUUCAACUGGAGGAGCUUCCGGAUCGUAUAAAUUAACAUCUACAAAUUAUGCAAAACAGGUAGCUAAACAUGUAUGGAACAUGUUUUUAAAUGGGAAAGGCGAAAAACGUCCAUUUGGUAAUGGAAUUGUAUUAGAUGGUAUUGAUUUUGAUAUUGAAAAAGGAGCAAAGCAAGCAAAUGGCCAUUGGGUGACAUUAAUUAACCAAUUACGUAAAUUAAUGAAAGCUGAUAAAUCGAAACAUUAUUAUCUUAGUGGCGCACCACAAUGUCCAUUUCCCGAUGAAUGGUUCGGACCCGGCCCUCAUACGGCCAUAAGUGAUGCCGAUCUUGAUUUCAUAUCCAUACAGUUCUAUAAUAAUGGUUGUGGUAUUCAAGCUUUUUUUGGUAUACAAAUACUCGGUGGUGGAACGUUUAAUUUUGGUCAGUGGUCGAAUGCUGUGACUAAAGCAAAUAAAAAGAUGAAAAUUCUCUUAGGUAUACCAGCAUCGAAAUUAGCUGGUAGAGGAUAUCAGUCGGCUCAAAACGUUACAAAAAUUGUUCGUAAAAUAAAAAGAACUGCAAAUUUUGCAGGUAUAAUGAUGUGGGAUGCAGGUGAUGCUAAAUGGAACAAUAAUUAUGGUCAGCAAAUUCGACGUUCAUGUCUGUCAUAA
This is a messenger RNA of Rotaria sp. Silwood1, 807 nucleotides long. The record is from the annotation of a GenBank genome assembly. NCBI's taxonomy places the organism in Eukaryota, Metazoa, Rotifera, Eurotatoria, Philodinida, Philodinidae.